AAGGUUGCCGCUCUGGACGUGGCCUCCUGGAACACGAUGGUGUCCGGGUACGGCAAGAGCGGUGACCUGCCGGCAGCGCGGGAGGUGUUUGGCAGAAUGCCGGAGCGGAACCUGGUGUCUUGGAGCGCGAUGAUCGACGCGCUUGUGCGUGCUGAGGAGUUUGGCGAGGCGCCGUCCGUGUGUGAUGAGAUGAUGGGGGAGGGUGUCAAGCCGGAUGUGGCGGUGCUGGUGAGCAUGCUCAAGGAGUCAAGGCGUGUGCACAUCUUGGUCCGGUCAAGAGGGGUCGGUGGGCCCAUUGGUAUCUGGAAAGCGAGGGGUUUGUGGGGAGGCAAAGGAAUGUCAUGGUUUAGACGGCACUGAUGGACAUGUACUGCAAGUUUGGGUGCAUGGAGGAGGCGUGGUGUGUUUUCGACGGCAUUCGCUUCCAUGACGUUGUGCUGUGGAAUUCAAUGAUAGGAGGGCCUGCAAUGAACGGCCAUGGUCACCGUGCACUUGAGUUGUUCCAAAUGAUGCUCCAAAUCAGCCGACGUUUGUUGCUGCUUUCUGCGCGUGUGCCCACACAGGCCAUGUGGACGAAGGGAGUGCGAUUUUCAAGUCCAUGCGGCACCAUGGAAUCGAGCCACAGAGGGAGCACUAUGGGCGCCUUGCUGAUGGCUUGGUGGGCGCAUGGACAAGGCUGAGGCUGUAUUGCUGGAUAUGCCAAUGAACCACAUGCCUUGCAAUGGGGUGCGCUGAUGUUGUCAUGCCAGAUGCACAAUGUUAUUACUGUCGGAGAAUAUGUAGGGAAACGGCUCAUUGACCUAGAGCCACAUGAUGGUGGACAUGAUGCCGUGCUGUUUAACCUGCAUGCAGCCAGUGGUCGAUGGGAAGAUGGAAGAGCAAUUCAGCAGAUGAUGCUGGAGAAGGGAGCCAAGAAAGAUGCGGGUUUGAGCCUCAUGGAAUGAAAUGGUUUGGUUCCACGAUCCACACUCCGGACAAGGCAGAUCUAUUCCCUGCAGAAAGGAUACCGAAAAGUCGAAGUUAAACAAUUGCGUAUGGAUCACCUGUGCAUAAAAUGUAUAAAGACUCCAGACAGAGACAUUUUAAUUAAAGAAUAAGGUGUCAGCUCCAUCACGUUGUACUGGGUUCUCACUCAUGGCAAGGAAACAAAGUAAGAAUGGUGCACAUGGUAGUUGCACAUGUCAACUGCAAACAUUGUUUAAUUUGAUAAAUUUUCAUGGGGAUGAGGAUGAGGUUGAGGUCAACUGUCAUAUAAAUCCCCCCUAAGGGCGAACCAACGCAAGAACAUAGGCAUAGAUGGGUGUUACUGCCUUCUUCUACAUCUUGCUGUCCCUCUGGGUUCAAGAUGCAGCUGCCAUUAUUGACUUCACAAGAUGUGAUUUUGCACAAGACUUCGUAUUUGGAGCUGGAACCUCAGCAUACCAGUACGAGGGUGCUGUUGCUGAGGAUGGAAGGAGCCCAAGCGAUUGGGACACUUUCACUCAUUCAGGUAAAAUGCCAGACAAAAGCACAGGAGAUAUUGCUGCAGAUGGGUACCAUAAAUACAAGGAGGAUAUAAAGCUUAUAUAUGAGACAGGCCUAGAGGCCUAUAGGUUCUCCAUCUCCUGGUCAAGGCUUAUUCCAAAUGGACGUGGGGCUGUCAAUCCCAAAGGGCUAGACUACUACAACAACAUCAUAGAUGAACUUGUCAAACGUGGCAUUCAAACACAUAUCACACUUCACCAUAUAGAUCUCCCUCAAAUUCUUGAAGACGAGUAUGGUGGAUGGUUAAGCCCCAGAAUUAUCGAAGAUUUCACAGCUUAUGCGGAUGUUUGCUUCAGAGAGUUCGGAGAUAGGGUCAAAUAUUGGACUACAGUGAAUGAGCCAAACAUUGGUGCAAUUGCCUCUUACAGCAUCGGUCAUUUACCACCUGGCAGAUGCUCAGAUCCAUUUGGAAUAACAAAGUGCACAGUGGGCAACUCCAGCACCGAACCAUACAUAGCAGUUCAUACUACCCUAUUGGCUCAUGCAUCAGUUUUCAAACUGUACAGAGAAAAAUAUAAAGCUGAGCAAAAAGGAGUCAUCGGCAUAAAUAUCUACUCCUAUUGGAGUUAUCCAUUCACAAAUUCCACUGUGGAUUUAGAAGCAACUCAAAGAUCUAAGGAUUUCAUGUUUGGCUGGAUACUGGAGCCUUUGGUGUCUGGGGACUAUCCUGAAGUAAUGAAGAAUAUUGUUGGCUCUCGCCUUCCAUCCUUCACAAUGGUUCAGUCUGGAUUAGUCAAGGAUUCUUUUGAUUUUUUUGGAAUAAAUCACUACUAUUCUUUCUAUGUGAGUGACCGGCCUAUGGAAACAGGUGUUCGAGACUUCUAUGGAGACAUGUCAAUUUCUUACAGAGCUUCUAGGACAGAUCCGCCAGCUGGUCAGGGUGUCCCAACAAAUGUUCCAAGUGAUCCCGAUGGGUUGCAUCUAGUACUGGAGUACCUGAAAGAAACCUACGGGAACCCUCCUCUUUAUGUCCACGAGAAUGGCAUGGGAUCUCCCAAGGACAGCCUCAAUGACACUUACAGGGUCGAUUGCCUGAGCAGCUACAUGGGAAGCACACUAGAUGCUAUAAGGAAUGGGGUUAAUGUGAGAGGCUACUUCACCUGGGCAUUCAUGGACCUGUUCGAACUCCGGGCAGGAUAUCAGUCCAAGUAUGGCCUGUACCGCGUAGAUUUCGACGACAUGAGGCGACCGCGGCAAGCCAGGCUCUCUGCUCGCUGGUACUCUGGCUUCCUGAAGAAGAACGGAUCCUCUCUUCUAAUAUCAAGAACACAGGAGGACCUGACGCGGAACACCGUGUCGUAAGUGUGGUUCACGUGCUCGAGAGAUGGCACCUGUAUGUAUGCAUGCAGUUGUCUAGAGUUUUGACUGUUUGACAAAAGGCCACUCCUUUUCUUUUCUGAAAAGAAUGGUGGUGUGAAACAACUCAAGUACUAUAAAUAAGAUUUGUUUGGUAAAUCUCAGUUGCCUGAAAUUUAGUUA
Brachypodium distachyon (stiff brome) is the source of this 3003-nucleotide messenger RNA. RefSeq names its product beta-glucosidase 2. The coding region runs from base 1297 to 2826 and encodes 509 amino acids. The record is from RefSeq and is a predicted model, not a curated record. Gene Ontology annotation, biological process: carbohydrate metabolic process. The transcript has 14 exons. Gene Ontology annotation, molecular function: beta-glucosidase activity. NCBI's taxonomy places the organism in Eukaryota, Viridiplantae, Streptophyta, Magnoliopsida, Poales, Poaceae.